Molecule: messenger RNA, 2208 nt
Organism: Peniophora sp. CBMAI 1063
Lineage: Eukaryota; Fungi; Basidiomycota; Agaricomycetes; Russulales; Peniophoraceae
Source: the annotation of a GenBank genome assembly
AUGGCGUCCUCGUCAAAUACAGCCUUUCAAACAUUCAAUCUUGCAAACGAUAUCUACGAGCUCUCGCCACAAGACGAGAUAUUCAAGUUUGAUGUCGAGGCGAACAGGGCGCUAAACAGGGAAGCACCGUGGAGUAAAGACGAACAUUACUUCAAGUCAUGUAAGAUCUCUGCUGUGGCAUUGAUCAAGAUGGUCAUCCACGCACGAUCCGGUGUUCCUCACGAGAUCAUGGGUCUUAUGCAAGGAAAGGUUCAAGGCGACUCGCUUGUGAUCAUGGACUCGUUUGCCCUGCCAGUGCAGGGUACAGAGACGCGUGUAAACGCCGGGAAUGAGGCGAUUGAGUACAUGGUGCAGUACACCGCUGAAAGUGAGAAGAUUGGACGGCUGGAGAACGUGAUCGGUUGGUACCACUCUCAUCCAGGAUAUGGAUGCUGGCUCUCUGGUAUCGAUGUCACCACGCAGAUGACGAACCAGAAGUUCCAAGACCCCUUUGUCGCUGUCGUUAUUGACCCCAACCGUACGAUCUCUGCCGGUCGUGUUGACAUUGGCGCCUUCCGCACGUAUCCGGAGGACUACACACCACCAAACGCAUCGGCGUCUGAGUAUCAGAGCAUCCCUCUCGAGAAGAUCGAAGAUUUUGGUGUUCACGCGAACCAGUACUAUCCGCUCGAGGUGCAGAUCUUCAAGAGCGCGCUGGAUACCGAAUUACUAGGUCUAUUGUGGAACAAGUACUGGGUCAACACCCUCAGUCAAAGCCCCCUCAUCUCCAAUCGGGCAUAUGCGGCGAGCCAACUGCAAGACCUGCAGCAGAAAGUGCACAAAGCUAUCAACAACGUGGCUCACACCAAGCCUGUGGUACCUUCCCUACCAUCGACGACUGCGGAUAAGCCAGGCGCAUCUUCAAACAAGCAGGAGAAGAAGAAGGAUGAUAAUCAGCUAGCAAAGGUUGUGAAGGACAGCUCGAAGAUCGCCAUCGAGGCCCAACAUGGGCUCAUCUCGCAAGUUAUCAAGGAUGUGAUCUUCUCUCGUCGCCCUGGUGUGACCAGCGCUCAGCUUGAGAGCACCAUCGACGCCACCAUGCAUCUCGUCGAGCAAAGGCACUGGAAGAACAAAAACGAGUAUCGACGCGCCGAACGCUUUGAGAGCGAACGCCACAUCGAUCUCUUCGCCGACCUGAAUCUCGGCGCAUCUGAUAAUGAAGAUGAAGUCGGAGAACCUGAAGUACUGCAAGAAGGCAUCGGGCGCCUUGCGGGGCUGGUGCAACCCGCGUCUGAGGCCUCCGGUUCGACCUUCACGGUUCAACACGCAGAGCCGGUAGAUGGAAAGAAGAAGCGGAAGAAGAAAAAGAAGAAACGCAUCAGUCCGUGGGCCGACCAGUGCAUGUACGCCGAGCUGCUCGAGAUGACGGCGGACGCGUCGAGGAGGCAAGUCGGGUCACUUGGGGAGGACAUCGAGGUCGACGACGGAUUGCCGGCAGAUCUGGAGACUGCAUGGGUUGCUGUGGCUCCCGUUCCGGCAGGGAAGCGAUGUUUGGCCAUAUGCCACCAAGGAAGCGGGGCUGUCGGUGUCGUGCCGAAUACUACACUGCGCUCUCGAGUGCUGGGCAAGCCUCUCCUGCCGCGCUUUCCGUCACCACUUCCGUCUGAUACCGUGCUCGACUGUAUUCUCGACGAGCACUGGAACGAGACUGGUGUCUUGCACAUUCUCGACGUGCUGAGGUGGAAAGGUCAAGAAGUGGCAGAUUGUGAGACGACGUUCAGGAUGUGGUGGCGCGAUACACGGCUUAGCGAGCUGCCGCCUCCCCGCCCUCCACCGAGCAACUCGACAACUGCGCCAUACCAGUUCGCAUACCCAACCGCAUUCCUGCCCAUAUCGUGGAGUGCCGAUACAACAUCUUCCACUCUGAUUUCCUCAGUGAUACCCCGCGCCCGUCAGGGUUACACCAUACCGGUCAUGCUUCCUCCCGCAGACGACGGGAUGGACCUCGAUGGCACACUCGUGCAGAGGUCAGCACCUGUACGCUCAGAUGGACUCUUGCUAUAUGUUGCCUCCGCGAUCUAUGAACCUGGAACCAGUCCUCUGAGUUUAUGGGUUCCGAACACGGUAUGGCGUCAACCGACCGAAGGGCACAUGGAGAGUAUGGACGAGGACGCCGAGCCACCCAUGGAUGUAUUCGAGAGGUUGGUCAAGAGAAGGAUGUCCCUCUGA